Molecule: messenger RNA, 4604 nt
Organism: Pseudo-nitzschia multistriata
Lineage: Eukaryota; Bacillariophyta; Bacillariophyceae; Bacillariales; Bacillariaceae
Source: the annotation of a GenBank genome assembly
CCCAGGAUCGAGGGUUGACACAUUGGGACCAACUGCAGACGCCAAUCUUUUGCGUUCCCGGUGACAUUUGGAUACCUCACGAAAAUCCUCCUUAAUUGCAUUGACGUCGGGUUGUUUUUUGUGAAGUGCUUAUCCAAUUUACGGGUUGGGAAACAUCAAUCGAAUUUCCAGAAGUAGCGUACCCGUACCGUAGGUUGAAGAGCACCCACUCACCUACUCUACUCACCAUCCACUUGACACCUGUCAGCUGUCAACACACUUUUUCGGUACAAGAAACCCCACAAAGAUUAAAGAUCUCUACUUCGCAUGAUUCCAAUCACAUUCAUAGCACCAUAAAAUGUACGUAGUGCCGAGAGCAUAAAAUCUACUAAGAGCGAGGUAUUCAGCAGCGACCAGAGCAACUCGACAGAGUAGCAGUUCGUUUUUUUGCUAUUCUUCCGGUGGUUUCGAGUAAGAAAAAGUUGCAACAAAGUGCUCAUUGUUGGAACCUUGCAAGCUUGUAACCACUCCCAACACAUUGCUUCGGCGGUGCUAUAGUAUCUCAAUUUGAUUGUUUGAUCUCUUUUUCCUCCAACUCUGCCAACGAAAACCAAUCGAAUAUGAUUUUUUUAAUCACAAUGAAGCCCAGGGAAACGGACGAGCUUUGAUAAUAUUGCGAAAGAGAAAUGAGAACAUACACUACCGCGAGCGUCUUCUUUUCCUCGAAAACAGCAUUCUUGUAUCUAUCGGUUUUCUUUUCUACGGUUACAAUCACCAAAGCUGCUGGCGGGUUGUCUUCUACCAGCAGCGGCACGUCGACCCCCUUUGAGUAUUUGGAAAACGAUCUGAAAGCAUGCGCGUACCAAUUGAAGUCAGGAAAAGAAAUCGGGGAACACACCACCGUGAACAUUUGCCUCUCACUCUACGAAAGAUUUUUGGACCACUACGAUCGCGAUGGAAACGGAAAUGGGGCAGCGGGGUAUUCUCAUUUCACGAAAACGGUACAUUUCAUACACCAACACAACCACAAGUAUCCAUACGCGAGCCAUAAACUUCGGUUGAAUCAAUUUGCGGACACCUCUAAGUCCUAUUUACAAUUGGAUGAUCCAUCUGACCAACCAAUGGGGAGCGACGACGGAGAGAAGUACAGUCAAUGGCAGAUAGAUCUUGAGAAUUUUUGGGAGCUUCAUCACGGUGAGAGGGAAGACGAUUCCAAAUCGGAGGAAGAGAUGGAGAAAGAUGAUUCUGCCAAUGAAGGACGGAGCCGAAAACUGCGCUGGGGAGAAGUCGAAGUUCGUCUCUUGGGGACUUCGUCGAGCAUUAGAGCUGAAAAUGAAUACAAGGAACAGCAACAAACACAGCUCCGACAGAGGAAACAGCAGCACCAAAAACAUGAUUAUCGGGAGGAAGAAGAGGAACCCGAUUCCCGCCGCUCUCUCCUUGAGGAAUUCAUUGCUCCCUCCUUGUCUUCCAAAUUGCAGGUUGUCGCCGAUUCGAGACACAACACCAAGGUCAUUAUGCCAGGCGACGGGACCAACGCGCCUCCAAGAUUUUCGAGCCCACAGGUGCCAAACAAGCUGAUGGGGACGGCGGUCGAACUUCACAAGGGAAGAAAAUCCGAUCCCAUCACCGGUGCCCACCUCUUCGACGAUGAUCCUCCACAGCAACAUGAAUUUUCAAAAUCAUUGGAUUGGUCCACAGAGCAUAAUCCCGACGGCGUUCCGCUCGUCCACAGUGUCUUUGACCAAGGGAUUUGUGGAAGCUGCUGGGCCUUCGCAGCAACAGGAAGCGUUGAAGCCAGUGCGGCCCGGAACUUUGCACGAAAUCACUUCGUGAAGGGUUUGAUCGAGAUUGACGAGGAACUAGAGGGCAUAAGGAAGAUGAAAGGAGGAGGUGCUUACGACGAUGAUUUCGGCGACGACGAAGAUGAUGACAUGGGCAGAAGGGGAAAAUACCACGCGCUAGUGGAAGAAUUUACCACUGAUUCUAUGAGGGUCGAGGCAGAAGUCUUUGAAGAGUUGAACCUGAGCAUCCAGGAAUUGCUUGACUGUGAUGUCUCGGUCGAUGAAGGAUGUGUUGGUGGCAAUCCCCUUUUGGCCUUUUAUUACAUCCACAAACACGGAUUAGUACCAUGGGCCGAAUACCCGUACGAGGGAUACGACCGGACGAAAGCUCCGCAAAGAAAAACCUCUAUGACGACAAUGAAGUUGGGAAACAACGGAGGCACAAUUCCAACUCUAAUCGAAGUCCCCCAAACGGAGAACGGACAAGUUGGGAAUUAUCCCUCCCAACAAGCAACGUCCAAUAAAGAGCACCAAGCUCAAUUGAACAAUAAUGCGUAUACACCAUCAUGUCAUAAAGAUAAAGUCACCAAUCCUAUUGCAACUGUUGAAAGCUGGGGUCUUUUGCACAAGAAUCAUGAGGACCUGAUAGAAAAUGCCCUAUUGUACGUCGGCCCGGUUGCUGUAGGGAUUAACGGUGCCGAUCCAUCGUUUAUCAACUACGGAGGAGGAAUUUUCGAUAGCCCGAAUUGUGACCAAGCCGCAAACCAUGCCUUGUGUGAGUAGUCAUCAAGUUUAGCACCUUACUCUUUCCUCUUAGUUCGAUAUUUGUUUUUUGACUUUUCCUUUAUGAUGUUCAGCCUACUCACCACUCGCAUCCGCCCCCAUCCUUCCCGUAUUUUAUAACAUAGUGAUCGUUGGAUAUGACGAAGAAACUAUUACGAUGGCGAGCGGAGAGAUGAAAACCGUCCGCUAUUGGAUUGCCCGUAAUUCUUGGGGAGAGGGCUGGGGCGAGAAUGGUUUUGUAAGGGUCAAGCGGGGUUCAGGCGGGAAGGGGAUCCCGGGUGUGUGCGGGAUCGCACGAAGCCCAAGCGUUGCACUCGGGGGGAUUUACAGGCGAGACCGGACGGAACCUCUAAAAAAUAGAGACACGUAUAAGACCACCUCUCGGUACCGCAAGGACAAAUACGUCUCGUCGUAUGAUACUACAGCAAGCCUUGAUAUUCAAAAUAGGAAAAACCACCCAGAUUGCUAUUCCUCAUUUGCUGGAAAUAUUGAAUUUGUGUCCAAAGGAUGCGUAAAAUUGUCAAUGUACGUUCAAAUUGAUUGAAGUGUCUACAAUUUGAAAUUGGCAGAGCUAUUUCAUUAUAAAAUUCCUCGGUCAUAACAAUCCAAACGAUUUGUGUAUCUCACACUGUAAUCAUUUCUGAUCCCAUCGAUCCUUCAGAGCGUACGAAAGGAAUCAAACCAUAUUUUUGACCACUAUUUCCCUGCUAGUGGCUCUCAUCGCUAUAGUGCCUCUGGCGUUGUCGUUGUCUCGACAGCACCGUGUGGCCAGUGGAAAUGGGUCGAUUCGACUGGAAUACUGUGAGGACGAGCACCGAUCCCCAGAAAGAUUGAGCAACAGGAGUUUGUCGUUUCAGUCGACAAUGUCGGAACGCACCCACCUACUUACGCUGAAAGAUAUGUAUGCGGGCCGACGAAAACAGGAAGAAGAAACAAGCCGUCCGAGGGGUCGGAGCAUCGUGAUAACCUCAUCCACACAAGAUCCUUUCCGGUUGGAACCGUCGUCUACUAUAGAGCACUCUUCGGACGACUCCAGAAGUGAAGCAGGUGUUUCGGAUCAUUGAAAAAAAAAUGUUUACGUGAAUUGAAUGAGGUAGAGAUAUCUAUGCUAAAAUUUACUACAGUACUUUUCCUUUUUUUGCCAAUCCAUGUACACCAUUCUAUCUUUUGUCUGGACUUUCAGACAUGGAAUCAUAUGCUUUGAACAAACAUUUGUCCUGCAUCAAUUCUUGAAUGCCGCCUUACGUUGUCAGCAUUCGUGUACAUUGGUCAUUCUAUGACACUGGACUCCACCUACCAAUGCCGGGUUACAAAAUAUAAUUACAGGGUGCAGGUCGACAGGGAUCCUCCCUUGCAGCCCCAUACGCCACUACUGCCACAAGUACAGGUCACGGUUCCAAGUGUAUCUGGAACUGGGUUAGGUGUGUUGUAACAACACUCGAUUUCAUAAAAUCCUGCGGUUGUACAGGUGUCCCCUAUCAUCGGUGUCGUAUUCGGGCACAUAGGUUCCACAUCGUCUAUGCGGGAAAUGAUGACAUCGGCCCCAGGUAGGAGAGGUGGAGCUUGGAGCUCGGUUUCUUUUUCAAUGACGGUGGUCAAGUCCUCCUUCUCGGCAGAAAAUCCAUUACUGACAAUUGUUCCGGUACAGCUAUAGACAAGUUGUUCUAGGCUGCAGGCGCACAUUACAUUGGGACCCAAUUCAUAAUACGAGCAUUCCUUAAACUUAAAGUCACCGAUCAUUUCACAUUCCGUGCCACUUCUGGGGUACACAGCGGGACAGUUUACCUUAUCCGUAUAGAUAUCGUCCUCGUCCUCCGACUCAGCCACUUUGGCAGCUUCGAUGGGUGGAGGGGUUCUAAUUUCCGACGAUGGAAAGUUAUCUUCGGUGACAGUGGCUUGGCCAGGAUUGUUAACUUUCCAUCCACAAUUAAAGAAUGACAAAAGUUCUUCCGUUGAACAACGCUCGCAGUACUGUCGUUUACAUGAAUUGACUCCACUGGCGGCAUUGGUAGGGGUGGUCGAAGUCGUCGAAAGAGCGAACAAACAGCUCUCGCAGAU